AUGACUACCAUACACCAGGCUACCGGCGGCCAGGACCACGACAGAUUCGACCCGGAUGACUCCUUCGCCAUGGCGCGCAUGAUUCCAGGCAAGGACAAUGGUCCAGGAGGCGGUGACGAGGACAUCAGCGCGUCUCAAAAGAUGAUCUCGGCCAUGUCGGGCAGUCUGUUGACGUCGCUUCUCGUUACGCCGCUCGAUGUUGUACGAGUUCGAUGGCAGUCCCAAACCGUCACCCCGCCUUCGGUAGACUUUUCCAAGCUUGCGAUGACGACCAACACCCUGAAGACCUUUAAUCGAGAGACGCUCGGAGUUACUGCCUGCUGCAGGGAGGUCUUCUUCAUGAACGGCAACUCUGAGCUGUGCAUAGCCAUGCCCAAAGGGGAGGGCGCCGCGACCGCAGUGGCGGCCGAUUGUGCCGUCGAGGAGGUGGAGCGAAAGACAAUCAGCUCGACCAUGGACGGACUCAGGAAGAUUGCGCGCAACGAGGGGUUCACCAGCCUGUGGCGGGGUCUGUCUCCGACGUUACUCAUGACGAUUCCGGGAAACAUCAUCUACUUCACCGGCUACGACUACCUGCGAUACAACAAGAAGAGCCCGAUCGCACAAAGGCUCAACGACGACACCGCUCCCCUUGUCGCCGGCUCCGGAGCUCGCAUCCUUGCCGCCGCCGCCGUCAGCCCGAUCGAGCUGUUCCGCACCAGAAUGCAAGCCAGCACCGGAAACUCUGCAACAGGCCACCUUGCCAACACGUUCCGAGGCAUCAAGGACAUGGUCAACGCCAGCGGCUACAGCGCGUUGUGGAGGGGCCUGACCUUGACGUUGUGGAGGGAUGUGCCCUUCUCGGGUAUCUACUGGUGGGGGUACGAGACGAUCCGGGGAAAGCUGACGGACCUGCGCGAGACCCGCCGUGGCCGAACGCUGGACGUCAGGGGUUCUCGGACACAGGCGCGCCGUAGAUCGCAAAGCCAGGAGAACCAUACGGAAACCCUGACGGAUAGCUUCAUCGCCGGUGCUGUGUCUGGUGGAUUCGCAUCGAUUGUGACGAUGCCGUUCGACGUGGGCAAGACGAGGACUCAAGUCUACCGCGACUCCCCCAACGCCGCCAAGAUGGCUGCAGCUGAACAAGGCACAAUGAUUCGCCUGCUCUGGCACAUAUUUUCGACCGAAGGUAUCCAGGGCCUCUGGAAGGGAUGGAUUCCCCGCACUCUGAAGGUUGCCCCGGCCUGCGCCAUCAUGAUCAGCAGCUACGAAGUCGGCAAGCGAGUGUUCAGGAGCGUUAAUGAGAAGUCGAGGCGGGACAUGGACUGA
This is a messenger RNA of Colletotrichum siamense, 1308 nucleotides long. It is a transcript of the gene slc25a40, whose product is annotated as Solute carrier family 25 member 40. NCBI's taxonomy places the organism in Eukaryota, Fungi, Ascomycota, Sordariomycetes, Glomerellales, Glomerellaceae. The transcript is spliced from 2 exons. The record is from RefSeq and is a predicted model, not a curated record. Gene Ontology annotation, biological process: mitochondrial transmembrane transport. Bases 1 to 1308 code for a protein of 435 amino acids.